GCUGCCCAGAACUUUUAUUGGACCCAUACUCGUGUCCUCGAGUCUUGCUUAUUUUUCGAGAUCCAGAUCUUCGAUGAUCUGAUGCUGGAUUGUAUCUAAUACGCAUUUGACACAGUACACACCUGAAUCGGUGUCAACCCAUCUGGAUUAGGGGUCUUACCCUAGCGUGAACUCGAGAACAGCAAGCCACGUGGAAACUACUCCGUAGUCUGGCGUGCUCUGGAAAUACGAACAACAAAAACAAACAACAAUUACAAAAAACAUGGGUGCCAACCCUGAGAACAUCCCUUUAGACGAGGAUCAUCUCCUUCAGGAAUUCGAAGCCCAGCAUGAAGCCGGGACGGUCGUGUACGAUACCGCCCAGCGGCUGAUACCCUACACAUCAGGGCCCAAAAAGUUCCCCCUCUUAUUCUACGUCACUACCGCCUUCUCCAAGAAACCGCAACUCGGCGGCUCUGAGGAAACUAAAGAGGAGCCUGUAUAUCCGAUACCGGGUAGCGAUAUCGAUGUCACGGGAUACACCAUCGCAGACAUCGACGACCAUGUCCUGGCGUGGAACAAAUUCGCCAUGUUCAAAGCGCACAUGAUAUUGCUCACGCACGACGGGUACAGAAGGCAGCACGCACCCCUAGAACUCGACAAUGUCAGGGCUCUGUGGAAGGUUUUGCGUAACUUGGAGGGUGAGCAUGAGUGGUAUGGAUUCUACAAUUGUGGUAGAGAUGGCGGUUGCAGUCGGCUGCACAAGCACAUGCAGGUCUUCCCUCUGCACAAGAAAGAUGGCUUCAGGAUGUUCCCAGAUACGGGACUUGAUGAGGAUCGCGUGCCGUUUAGAUACCUGCUGCAUAGGUUUGACGAGGUGCCCGACCCGGAUGAAAUCUUUAACGUCUACGUCGAGCUGUUGACGAGGGCAAGGCUCCUGUUGGGAUUGGGAGGUGCGGAUGAAACGUCGCCUUGCCCUCACAACGUCGUCCUGUGUAAGCGAUGGAUUGUAGUUGUUCCGCGAAGGAUGAACCGGUACGAAGGACUAGGUGUGAAUGCUGUGGGAAUGAUGGGAAUGGUGGGUCUUUCCAAAGAGGAAUAUCCAGCAUGGCUAAAGGUUGGGCCAGAGAAGAUUCUCGUUGAGAGUGGCGUAGCCGUAGAUGAAUCAUCAUGUUUCGACUAGGCAUGGUUCUUCACUUCAUCUACUCACCUGCGGACCUGUCAAACAUUGAUUUUGGCCGGAUAGACAUUUGUUACAUAGAGUAGAACGCAUCUUAAUGGAACCAUAGAACACCAACGACUGAUAAUGCCUAAUAUGAUAGUUCGUCAAUUCGAC
Aaosphaeria arxii CBS 175.79 is the source of this 1315-nucleotide messenger RNA. RefSeq lists its product as uncharacterized. NCBI's taxonomy places the organism in Eukaryota, Fungi, Ascomycota, Dothideomycetes, Pleosporales. The record is from RefSeq and is a predicted model, not a curated record. The transcript has a single exon. Gene Ontology annotation, biological process: nucleotide metabolic process. Gene Ontology annotation, molecular function: ATP binding; ATP:ADP adenylyltransferase activity. The coding region runs from base 263 to 1162 and encodes 299 amino acids.